AUGUCACAACAUCAAGAUACAUCUGCUUCUAAAAACACUAAGUCUACUCAAAAGGAUAAUGCUCCUCCCAUGGGCAUUCCCGAUGAUGAGAUUCUGGAUGUUGCUCCUCUCUCUGUUAUUCCCUGUGAGGCCAUUGAUUUGAACCAACCCAUUGAUGCCUCAGCUUCUGCAUGCUCCAAUCAAGGUAACUCCUCUAGUAUUCCUUCUGGUUCAACUCCUGCCACUAAUUCUAAGGAAGAUAUACACCAUACUGGCCGUGUUAUAAGAGACCUAGUCACUAGAAUCCUUAAUGAAGGACACUCUGUGAAGGGAGUUUCUACUCCCCUUUCUCAAAUGUACCCCUCCCCUGAGGUUGAACAACAUAGUGGUAAGGAUGUCGAUUCCUCCAGUUCUGAGAAGGACUUGGUUGUUGAAGGGUUGUGCUCUCUAGGGCAAACCGUGUCUAAAAAAGGAAAAUCUGUGGCAUCUAAAACUGCCAAUGCUUCCCACUCUAAGAAGCAUUAUGAUGCAAAUGUUGUGAUUGAUCUAGAGGAUGGUAACUCUGAUGAUCAAGAGGAAAACUUACUUCAUCACCUAAAGCCAAGUGUGGCUAAACGCAUGAAGACUCGCAAAGGAAGAUCUGUGGAUGAACUUAUGUCAGCUAGAAAAGCUAAGAAGACUGCUGGUAUUAGUCCCUCCAAAUCUUGGAGCAAGGUUGAAGUGAAGAAGAGGAAGUUCAGAGAUGAUUUUGAGUUUGAAGAGGAUGUUGAGGAAGAUGUCCCUGACAUCUCUCCUGUGAAGAAAACCACUAUUAGGAAGUCUCCUGGUAAAGUCCCUGCUGUUCAUUUGGAUAACAUCUCCUUCCAUCUUGAGGAUGGAGCUGCAAAGUGGAAUAUUGUGAUUCAGAGAAGGGUAGCUGUGGAAAGGGAGUUGGGAAAAUAUGUUGUUGAUGUCAAGGAGGUCAUGGACCUGAUCAAAGCUGAUGGGCUAUUGAAGACUGUUGUUGGGUUCUCUCAAUGCUAUGAAGGUUUAGUUAAGGAAUUUAUUGUUAACAUUCCUGAGGACAUUUCUGAUAAGAAUAACAAGGAAUUCUGUAAGGUGUAUGUGAGGGGUGAGUGUAUAAAAUUUUCUCCUACUGUUAUUAAUAAUUUUCUAGGCAGAGAUAAUGAGGGUGCAAGAGAACUAGAAGUUACAGACAAUCAGGUCUGUAGGGAGAUCACAGCUAGGCAGGUGAACGUUUGGCCUAUUAAAAAGCAUCUUCCUGCUGGGAAGUUGACUGUCAAGUAUGUUAUCUUGCACAAAAUAGGAGCUUCUAAUUGA
This is a messenger RNA of Lathyrus oleraceus (garden pea), 1299 nucleotides long. RefSeq lists its product as uncharacterized. The record is from RefSeq and is a predicted model, not a curated record. Bases 1 to 1299 code for a protein of 432 amino acids. Lineage: Eukaryota; Viridiplantae; Streptophyta; Magnoliopsida; Fabales; Fabaceae. The transcript has a single exon.